ACUUUGUAAACAGACGACAUAAGAUUAAGAAUUAAAAAGUAGUAAUUUUCGAAUUUCUUUCAAAUGGCUUGUAGAUUAAUAAAAUCUAGUUUAGUUUUAUGGAAUUUAUCACGAAAACAUUCACUACAUUAUGGUGCUACUUAUAGUGCAUUCGUGUUUUGCCGACAAUUUCACAUCGGAGAAACUUAUUUUAAGAGAAGGAAAACUAAAGAAGAACGAAAAGCUCCUAAAAUCAUUGAGUACUCUCCGAAGAAACAACAUGAUCCUAAUUCAGAAUUUGUUGAGGUUUGGCGAAGCAUGACAGUGGAUGAUUUAUCUAAAAGUUGUGAUCGUGAUUUGGAACUUGUCCAAGAAGCUAUGCUCUAUGUUAAAGGUGCACCUGAUAUUAAUCCAGAAACACGACUUGAAGACAUCAAUAUAAUCAAAGAAAUUGUUAAGAAAUUCGGGAUGAGAAUAAAAACUGUUGGAGCUCCAGGUAAAGAAAAGGAAAUUGAGAAGGAUCGUGAUGUUUUUAAAAGACCUCCAGCAAAACCUGAAGACUUAAAGCCACGAGCACCAGUUGUGACAGUGAUGGGUCAUGUUGAUCAUGGAAAAACGACACUGCUUGAUACACUUCGUGGUGCAUCAGUUGCACAAAGUGAAGCUGGUGGAAUCACUCAGCAUAUUGGUGCUUUCACAGUUGAGUUGAAUAGCGAAGAGAAUAUCACAUUUUUAGACACUCCUGGACAUGCUGCUUUCAGUGCUAUGAGAGCUCGAGGUGCCAACAUUACCGACAUAAUCGUCCUCGUUGUAGCUGCUGAAGAUGGCGUAAUGGAACAAACAAAAGAAGUUGCAGCGUUAGCUCAAAGAGAAAAUGUUCCCAUUAUUGUAGCAAUUAAUAAGAUCGACAAACCAGAAGCAGACCCUGAAAAGACAAAACGAGAAUUGGCUCAGCUUGGAAUUAAUUUAGAAGGCCAUGGAGGCGACACUCAAUUUGUUUGCAUUUCUGCAAAGUAUGGAACAAAUUUAGAAGAAUUGGUAGAAGCAAUUAGCACACAAGCUACUUUAAUGGGACUCACAUCCGACUUCACCGGUCUUGUAGAAGGAGUUGUAGUUGAAUCUAGCACAGAUGCACGUCGUGGAAAGUUGUCAACGGCAAUUGUGACAAGAGGAACUCUCAGACGUGGUGCUGUAUUAGUAAGUGGAUGUGCUUGGGCAAAAGUUCGAGCACUAUUUGAUCAUGCAGGACAUCCUGUUGAUGCAGUAGUGCCAGGAAUGCCAGUUGAAAUUCUCGGAUGGCGCGAACUUCCGGAAGCAGGAGAUGAAAUUAUAGAAGUUGAAUCAGAAAAAGUUGCACAUUCAGUUAUGCGAUGGAGACAAGCACAGCAUCAACGAAUGAAGGCUGAAAGUGAAGUUGAUGUAAUUAAGCAAAAGCAAAUGGAACAUUAUGAGAAAUAUAAAUCAGAAAGAGACGCUCGAAGGAAACUUGGUAAAUUUAAAUCAAAAAGAAUUGGACCGAGGACAAAGGAGAACAUUGGAGACGAUGAUGGCAUUCCUCGAAUCAACGUCAUUAUUAAAGGUGAUGUUCAUGGAAGUGUCGAGGCUAUUUUAGACGUUCUCGAGACGUAUCAUGAUAAUGAUAUUGUAAAAUUGGAUGUUGUGCAUUACGGAGUUGGGGAUGUCAAUGAAGGCGAUGUAGAACUUGCUAAGUUAUCAAAUGCAAUCAUUUAUGCCUUUUCAGUUAACCAUCAGAAAGUCACAAUCCCUGCAAAUGUGAAACUACAAGAAGUCAACAUCAUUUAUCGUUUAGUUGAUCACUUGAAGAAGGAAAUUAAUUCUAAAAUUCCACCAGUUGACGUGGAAGAAUUUGUAGGCGAAGCAAAUGUUUUGCAGAUUUUUCAAAUCACAGAAGGACGCAAGGAAGUGACGGUACUUGGCUGCCGUUGCACUAAAGGAGUUCUCAAAAAAAAUCAGAAAUAUCGGUUGAUGAGACAUGAUGAAGUAAUUUAUGAAGGCCAAUUAGAAUCCAUGAGACACUUAAAGACAGAAGUAGAUACAAUUAAGAAUAAUCUAGAAUGUGGCUUACGCUUUUGCAAGUUUGAUGUUGAAGCAAAACCUGGCGACACUUUGACUUGUUAUACAAUCGUUCAAGAAGCUCAAGAAACUACUUGGGAUCCUGGAUUUUAGUGAUGAAUAUUUCGUAGAAAUUUUAGAUAUUUAAUAAAAUAAAAUUUACCACGUUGAUCAUAUCGAU
Messenger RNA from Clunio marinus, 2233 nucleotides. NCBI's taxonomy places the organism in Eukaryota, Metazoa, Arthropoda, Insecta, Diptera, Chironomidae. The record is from the annotation of a GenBank genome assembly.